AUGAAUUUAUUUGUAUUCCUGUGUCUAAUAGCUUGGUGUGUUGUCGGCACUUUCGGUAUUCAAUGCUACAUUUGCAAUUCGAUCACACAUCCAGACUGUGAGAACGACUACGAGAAAUAUCUGAGGAACUGUCCUGUCAAGUCUUUCGGUGGAAGAAAAGCCGUACCUCCGAUUGGUUGCCGGAAAUAUACCCAGACAGCGAAUAAAGAGACUUCCAUCGUCAGAGAGUGCGCUUAUUUGGGAGACGACGUUGUGGACAAGAGCAACAAGGGAUCGACCGGAGUGUCUCGGAUCAUGACCCAGUGCUCAGACAGGCCUGCUUGCAAUAGUGCAGCUGGCACUGGUUUACUCGCUAUAUUCUUGAUGGCGCUGGUUUUCUUCAUAGGACACUAA
Messenger RNA from Necator americanus (New World hookworm), 393 nucleotides. RefSeq lists its product as uncharacterized. NCBI's taxonomy places the organism in Eukaryota, Metazoa, Nematoda, Chromadorea, Rhabditida, Ancylostomatidae. The record is from RefSeq and is a predicted model, not a curated record. The transcript has 4 exons. Gene Ontology annotation, biological process: positive regulation of voltage-gated potassium channel activity; regulation of synaptic transmission, cholinergic; sleep. The coding region runs from base 1 to 393 and encodes 130 amino acids.